Rana temporaria (common frog) is the source of this 1226-nucleotide messenger RNA. Its product is annotated as manganese-dependent ADP-ribose/CDP-alcohol diphosphatase-like. The transcript has 4 exons. Bases 119 to 1189 code for a protein of 356 amino acids. Gene Ontology annotation, molecular function: 2',3'-cyclic-nucleotide 2'-phosphodiesterase activity; ADP-ribose diphosphatase activity; manganese ion binding. NCBI's taxonomy places the organism in Eukaryota, Metazoa, Chordata, Amphibia, Anura, Ranidae. The record is from RefSeq and is a predicted model, not a curated record.
UGUGGCCUUACAGUAAAUAGAAACUAAUAGGAAGGUAGUUAUGGGAAGCACUUCCUGAUCUCAUCCUCCCCGGUGGCUCCAGAGUCUGCGGUGUGUUGAAGUAUUGGAUUUUUCCAGAAUGGAAGAACCUGGUCAAGAAACAGCCAAUUACCUUCAAGAAGCAGAUCCAUACUUUUCUUUUGGGGUGAUUGGGGAUGUCCAAUACAGCACUAAACGCAAUGGACUGAGCUCAUGGAAAGUCAUGAGAUACUUCCAGCAGAGUCUACUCCACCUCCAGCAAGCCAUAGAAGAGUGGAGCAGGGAAGACCCUUCACCUAAACUCGUACUGCAACUUGGAGAUGUCAUAGAUAGUUCCAACCGUAAAUUGGGUAGAUCAAAGGAGGCACUUGAGACAGUUCUGAAGGACAUUGAACUAACCAGUAUUCCUUUCCAUCAUAUCUGGGGGAACCAUGAGCUCUAUAACUUUAAUCGGGAUUUCUUGAAACAGUCAAAGUUAAAUACAUCCGGGAUGCAGGACAAGCAGCCCAAUGGCCAUGGAGAAGAACUUGAUGAAACCAGCGAUCCUCCAGACUACUAUGCAUAUCACUUCAGUCCUCACCCCAAAUUCCGGAUCAUUUUAUUGGACACCUACGAUUUAAGUGUCUUUGGCAGAAAGCUGGACAGUCAGGGAUAUCAGGACUCUUUAGACUUUCUCGAUAAAGCUGAAGAAGAGGAACAGAACGGCUCCAGUAAACAUCUGGUAGACUUUAAUGGUGGACUCGGCUCUAAGCAGCUCUCUUGGUUGGAUGAAGUCCUCACAUAUUGUGACCAACAAAAUGAGAGGGUCAUCCUGGCUGGCCACACUCCAAUACAUCCCGAGGCCAAUUGCACGCCAUGCCUGGCAUGGAACUACAAGGACAUCCUCCAAGUCAUCCAUUCACAUCGAAGCGUGGUGUGUUACUUUGCUGGCCAUGACCACAGUGGGGGGUAUCACCAGGACUCGCACGGUAUACAUCAUGUCACUAUGGAAGGGGUCAUCGAGUCCCCUCCUGACAGUAAUGCAUUUGGGACAGUGGAUGUUUAUGAAGACCGGAUGGUCCUUCGGGGAAGAGGAAGAGUGAAGAGCAGAGUUCUCGUCUAUCCGGAGAUGUACCCGGCCGUCUGCUGCUGCCUCCCAGGCCUUGAAUUUGGCAAUACAGACUUGAAAUGAGUGCAUUGGUUGGUGGCUCGCUAUAAAAUGGCCACGU